Molecule: messenger RNA, 5864 nt
Organism: Saccostrea cuccullata (small rock oyster)
Lineage: Eukaryota; Metazoa; Mollusca; Bivalvia; Ostreida; Ostreidae
Exons: 42
Coding region: 1-5625 (1874 amino acids)
Biological process (GO): protein dephosphorylation
Molecular function (GO): scavenger receptor activity; protein tyrosine phosphatase activity
Source: RefSeq, a predicted model, not a curated record
AUGGCGUUUACUAAUGUUGCAGUUGUUUUAUUAGUAUUGAAAACUGCUUAUUCGUCUGGAUAUGAAAACUUAGCUCUGAGGAAACUAACAUGGCAAUCAAAUACAUACAAUCCAAAGGACGGACGAUUCAACUCACGUAAAGCUGUAGAUGGUCUCAAAGAUAAUCUCAGUGCAUGGGGAGGUCAGUGUGCUGUAUCAGGCGAUGGACACAACACCGCCACCUGGUGGGUAAACUUGACGUCUAUUCAAAGUAUACAAAGCAUACGGAUAUACUACAGAACAGACAAUGCUGCGUGGGAUACGUCAAAUGGCUUAACUGCGAGAUUUUUAGGAUUUUAUGUUUACAUUUCUAAUACAACAAACAAACUUGAUGGCUAUUUAUGCUUUCAUGACACAAGCUACAACAGGGCAACUAUACCGUCGAUUGCCAACAUAACUUGUCCUGUUCACGGUCAAUAUGUCAUCUACUACAAUGUCAGACCACAGGAUGCAGCACGUGCUACUGAAUUAAGCCAGUAUGCAUUCACCGAACUAUGUGAGGUGGAAGUUUACGGUUGUAAGUAUACAGGAUACUAUGGACCAGAUUGUUCCCUCCCUUGUCGUGAUACCAACUGUCGUUAUUGUCACAUAGAAACAGGUGCUUGUCAGGGAUGUAAACCUGGAUAUCAGGGUCAUCAGUGUGAACUGCCUUGUAGCCGUUCGUCCUAUGGAGAAAUCUGCUCUACGAAAUGUGGUAACUGUAGUGAGGGCAGAAUAUGUCAUCAUGUCAACGGAAGCUGUACAAACGGAUGUGACGUCGGAGUUUAUGGGGACAAAUGCAAAACACCAUGCCCCGUCGGUUGGCAUGGCCAUAACUGUUCUCAGAUGUGUAACUGUGAUAAAUGUGACAGAUUUUCUGGACAAUGUGCAUCUCCCUGCUACCCAGGAUGGGAGGGACUCGUUUGCAAAGAUGAAUGCAGUAGUGGUGGAUAUGGUCAGGCUUGUGGACAGAGAUGUGGAGCUUGUCUUGGAUAUAAACAAUGUCACCACAUCAAUGGGUCUUGUCUUGAUGGUUGUGAUGCGGGAUUUGAAGGGGAUGUUUGCAAAACCGGUUGUUCACCUGGAAAAUUUGGUAUCAACUGUGAGCAGCAUUGUAAUGAAAAAUGUGGUGAACCAUAUCAAUGUAACAGAGCGACAGGAGAAUGUGAGGGUGGAUGUCAACCAGGCUGGGAGGGACUUCAGUGUGAACAAGUUUGUAAGCAAAAUAGGUAUGGUAAAAACUGCUUUCAAUCAUGCGGAUUUUGUCAGGACUCAAACUGCCACCAUGUGAAUGGCUCUUGUCCAGGAACAUGUUCGGAUGGAUAUCAAGGAACUUUAUGCAAUGAAAUAUGUAAGACAGGAUUUUAUGGCGAAAAUUGCAAGAGAGAGUGCAGUCUUUUCUGCAAGACAUCACGUGACUGCAACCACGUGACUGGACAUUGUAAUGACGGAUGUAUCGGCGGAUGGCAAGGUGCUAUGUGUUUGCAAGUUGCAGAGAAAAAGGAUGGUGCUGAUUGUCAAUCAAGAUUCUAUGGUGUUCUUGCCGUUCUCUGUGUUUGUCUGAUAAUAAUCGUCAUUUUGAUUGCUUAUAUAUGUUUCUAUAGAUGGAGUAUGGAAGGAAAACUAAAGCAACUGAGGUAUAAGGAAGAUAAAAAGACUAAGGUUGCAGCAUUAAACAUGGACAUUAUCUCUAGUAAGGUUGACGAAGACGAAAAGAACGGAUAUCAGGAGCUGGGGGAACUGGCGUUAUCAUCAGAUUACGAUCGUAUCAAUGGAAAAUCGGCUGACAUGGAGCUAGUUAGUUUCUUGACAGUUUGUGUGAUAUUGACAACUUAUUACUCUCUUGGCUAUGAAAAUAUAGCCUUAAAGAAACAAACAUGGCAAUCUAAGCAGUACAACCCGUUGAACGCCCUAUUUAAGUCUGACAAAGCAGUAGAUGGGCUAAAGACUGACCUAUCAGCUUGGGGAGGACAAUGUACAAUAUCAGCUGAAGGUCAAAGUACUGCCAUCUGGUGGGUAAACCUGACAUCAAUCUCCAGCAUUCAUGACAUACGAAUUUAUUAUAGAACGGACAAUGAAGCUUGGGAUGCUUCGAAUGGAUACACAAAGAGAUUUUUAGGAUUUUAUGUCUACAUAUCUAAUACAACAAACACAACUGAUGGAUAUUUAUGUUUUCAUGAUGAAACGUACACCAGAGCAACCAUCCCGUCAGUUGCAGAUAUAACUUGUCCUAUACACGGUCAAUACGUCAUCUACUCCAAUGUCAGACCACAGGAUACAGCACGUGCUGCUCAAUUCAGCCGUGAAGCACAUAACGAAUUGUGUGAAGUUGAAGUAAACGGUUGUAGCAAAACAGGAGUGUAUGGAUCAGACUGUUCUAUCCCCUGUCCAGAUACAAACUGUCGUUAUUGUCACAUAGAGACAGGUGCUUGUCAGGGGUGUAAACCUGGGUAUCAAGGACAUCAGUGUGAAUUACCUUGUAGCUCACAGUUUUAUGGUGAAAUUUGCUCUCUGAAAUGCGGUAACUGUAGUAACGGAGUGACUUGUAACCAUGUGAACGGAAGUUGUCCAAACGGAUGUGACGACGGGGUUUAUGGAGAUAAAUGUCAAACACCAUGCCCAGUUGGUUGGCAUGGAAAUAACUGUUCUGAGAAGUGUAGAAAUUGUGAUGAAUGUGACAGAUUCACGGGACAAUGUAUAUCUCCCUGUAAACCUGGAUGGGAGGGAGCAUUUUGUACUGACGUUUGUAGUGCUCAGUUUUACGGAGUUAACUGCUCAGGGAAUUGCGGUAACUGUACUAACGGAGUGACUUGUAACCAUGUCAACGGAAGCUGUACAGACGGAUGUGACGUCGGGGUUUAUGGAGACAAAUGUCAAACACCAUGUCCAGUUGGUUGGCAUGGAAAUAACUGUUCUGAGAAGUGUAGAAAUUGUGAUGAAUGUGACAGAUUCACGGGACAAUGUAUAUCUCCCUGUAAACCUGGAUGGAAAGGACUCUUUUGCAAAAAUGCGUGUGACGAUGGAAGAUAUGGACAGGAUUGUGGACAGAAAUGUGGAGCUUGUCUGGAAUAUAAACAAUGUCAUCACAUCAAUGGAUCCUGUCUUGAUGGGUGUGAUGCAGGAUUUGAAGGAGAUAAUUGCACAACUGGUUGUUCAAAUGGAAAAUUCGGCAUUAAUUGUAAAGAAAAUUGUCAUGACAAAUGUGGUGUUCCGUAUGAAUGCAACGGAACAACAGGAGAGUGUGGGGGUGGAUGUCAACCAGGCUGGAAGGGACUUCAAUGUAAAAACGAGUGCAGAGAGAGCACGUAUGGUCCUGACUGCAGAUUAUCAUGUGGUCAUUGUCUGAACACAACGUGUAAUCAUAUUAACGGAACAUGCCCAUAUGGAUGUAGCAAUGGAUAUAUAGAUCUUAACUGCACAACAAAAUGUAGUCCGGGGAAAUAUGGUUUUCAGUGUAUGGACAUAUGCAGGGAAACUUGUAUAGAUAACAUUUGUGACCCAGUUAAUGGUUACUGUGAUGAAGCAAAUGAUACUUUACCUGGUGGUAGAAAUGAUGACAAUAUGGGGUUGAUCGUUGGCGGGAUUGCAGGAUUGGUCAUGGCUAUUUUAGUUGCAGUGAUAGUGGUUGUCGUUUUUAAAAGAGGCAGUGUACGAAAAACAAAAAGAAAAGCUCAUAAGAAAAUGCUAGGGUUGGAUUUCGGUAGCAUUGAUUCAAAACCAGUAUCUCCCCUCAGCCGUGAAAAUACAUAUCUAGAAACAGAUGAUGAAAAACGAUCGAAACAACAGAAGAAGAGUGAUGAUCCUGGAAUGGAAGUAGAUGACGAUGAGAAAAUGCACUCAGAGAAUCCAUAUGGGGAUUUUUAUGCAAAUGAAUCAAUGAUUCGUGAGAUACCCUUAAAUCAGCUUGAAUCCGUCAUUGCUGAAAAUAGAAAAAAUGGAGAUGACGGUUUUAAAAAAGAAUAUGCAACAUUACCAUAUGGGGAAAGAUACAAGUGUGAUGCUGGAAAGACUGAAGAAAAUAUGAUUAAAAAUAGAUUUAGGACAACUUUUCCCUAUGAUCAUUCAAGGGUCAAAAUAAACUCAGAGUCAGGAUCAGAUUAUAUAAAUGCCAAUUAUAUAGAGGGUGCUGAAAAGGAUAAGGAAUACAUCGCUACACAAGGACCGAGACAGAACACUGUUCUUGAUUUUUGGACAAUGAUUUGGCAGGAGCACGUACAAGACAUCGUUAUAUUAACCAAUUUGAAGGAAGGGACGAAAACAAAAUGUGCCCAGUAUUGGCCGGAGCCAAAUAAACACAUCAGUGACGGAUAUCUGUCUGUUAAGAUGGUGGAAGAAAAUCAAUACGCAUUCUACAUUAUUCGAAAAUUUACAAUAUUUCAUAAAGAGACGAAGAGCAAACGUCACGUGACACAAUACCAUUACACAGCAUGGCCAGAUCACGGAACCCCGGAUCCUCUUUGUCUUGUUAUAUUCCUUGAACAUGUUAAUAGGACAGGGUCCAAACAGAAACACUCUCCAACAGUUGUGCAUUGCAGCGCGGGAAUUGGAAGGACCGGGACAUACAUAGCAAUAGACGUUCUAAACAAAAAAGCAAGAAAGACAGGGAAAGUCAACGUAGCAGAAUAUGUCAAGAAGAUGAGAGAAAACAGGAUGAAUAUGGUCCAAACAUAUGAACAGUAUAUGACCAUUUUUCUUGCUCUAAACGAAAUAUUCAAAUCCCAAGUCAAAUGCAUCACUGUCAAUGAAUUCACUAAAAAGGCUGAAACUUUGACCUCUGACAAAGUUGCUAAUCAGAGUGCACUUCAAAAGGAGUUUCAGCGUUUGAUGAAUAUUCGACCCAAAUACGAAGACGCAGACUUUAAGAUAGCCAAAGAAAGCUGUGGUGACCUUUAUUUCAACGGUAUAUUGCCAUUGGAUAAAUAUAGCGUGCAUCUUUCGUCUGUUGUACCUAAUAGAGGAAACUUCAUCAAUGCAAUCAUCGCGCCAUCACAUACCAAUGAUAUAGCGUUUAUUGUGACGCAGUAUCCAGCUGAGGAGGAUGCUGUUGAUUUCCUGCGCUUGCUCAGUGAUCAUGAAUCUGACACAAUCGUUUGUAUGGAUCCUCUGAACAAGAUUGGCUCGAGUAAGGCGUGGUUUCCCUGCCUUACACCCUCCUCAAAAACAGUCAAUCCUUUCAAUGUUCAAUUUCAAUCAAAAUCCGAAAUUGACGUCAACACCACUAUUGUUCAUAUUCUCCAAAAAAAUAGAGAAAAGAAGGCUCAACCCGUGACUAUAAUAGAACCGAAGGUCGGCAUUAAAACAUCUGGAACCCCUCUAGACACAUCUCAACUUCGGAGUCUUGUUUCUGCCACACUGCGCACUGAGACAGAAAAUCCUAUCACAAUUGUCAGCAGUGACGGUGCAGUCCUAUGUGGUGUUUUCUGUGCCGUUCAUAACGCGAUUCAACAAAUAAAGAUGAACAACAGCGUGGACGUCUUCACAACUGUCAGACAAUUACAAGUUAGAAGACCAGAGUUCUGUUCAAAUAUUGAGGAAUACCGCUUUGUGAUAAAAGCUGUAUGUGAUCACAUCCAAAAUUCAAGUGAAAGUAUUUACUGCAAUCAAUGAAAAAGAUUAAUCAGAAAGUGCAGUUACAUGUAGCAAACUUUUUUUGUUUAGAAUGUAAUAAUAAUAUCAACACAAACAGCUUUUUCAUGUGCAGAGUUGGAGUGAACGUUACAUUUUGUUGCAGCAGUGUUUUCAUAACACGUUUACAGCUGAAGAUAUCUACAGACUUAUGAAAGCUUCUAAUUACACAAUACGAAUAGUAGUUCUUGCAUACUUGUUUAUUUGUUUUGUUGACAAUA